AUGGUUGAAGUUACCAUAUACUUUCAUCAUGGUGGUGAGUGGCUAACCAGUCCAGAACCACAUUAUGAUAGAGGAUGUGUGACUUAUUGGAAAGGGUAUGAUCCUGACCUAAUAUCUUUUAUUGACUUAGUGAAUGAGUACAUUAAUAAGUUAGGUUUUGUUGGUGUGCAAGAACUUAUUGUACUUGCUCCAACUGGGAAAUAUUUUGAAAUAAUAGGUGAUGAGGGAGUUAAGACCUUAACAUCUUUUAUCUCUACUGAGUAUAAAUCUAUUCACUUGUUUGCUACUGAAGAUUGUGAAUUGUCUGUUGAUGUAACUGAUAUUAUCAUGCAUGAUGGGUCAUUUCUACUUUCACCAAUUGUUAAUGAGGGCACAGACUGUAGUGAAAGUGAAGAUGACAGUAAUAAUGGAAUGGUGUUUAGUUGUUCAGAUUAUGAUACAGAUGAAUUAGAAAAUUUUGUUACUAAAAAAAAAAGGAAUAUAACUGAUAGUUUGCAAGAUUAUAAGGAGAUUGUUAAGGGUAUGGCCUUCAAGGACAUAGCUGAAGCAAAACAGUUUUGUAAACUUUAUGCUCUAGCUAAGAAGGUAGAACUAGUUGUGGUGAAAAGUGAUAAAAAAAGAUUGAGGUAUACAUGUGUUGCUGAUGGCUGUCCAUUUUUACUUCUUAUUUCUGGGGAUUUGACCACUCCUGGAGUUAGUGUCAAAACACUUGUAGAUCAUAUAGAGUGUGGAACAGCAUAUGAUAACUCUUUAGUAGAUUACUCAACAAUAGCCUUGUAUUUUAAGGACAAAUUGCAAAGUGACCCCAAAUACAAGGUCAAAGAAAUGAAGGCUGAUUUACAUAGAGUUUUUGAGCUAAAUGUAAGUGAAGCAAAGUGCAAGAGAGCCAAAAAAGAGGUAUUGGAGAGUUUAGAAGGUAGCUUUGUAGACUCUUACAAUAAGUUAGAGGGUUAUGCUACUGAAUUGAGAAGUUGUAAUACAGGGUCUGACAUUGUGAUAGAUUUGUCUAAACAGGCACUAUCUAAUGGUAAGAGAAAAUUUCUUAGGAUGUAUAUCUGCUUCAAGGCAAUGAAGUUGGGUUUUAAGUCUGGGUUAAGACCACUUAUUGGGUUAGAUGGUACAUUCCUUAAAGGGAAAACUAAGGGACAAGUAUUGUGUGUUGUUGGUCAAGACAGUAAUAACUCUUUCUACCCUCUAGCUUGGGCUGUGAUAGAUAAAGAGACUAAGAGAACUUGGACAUGGUUUAUGCAACAUUUGCAACAUUCCCUUGAACUUCAAAAUGGUGAAGGACUGACAUUCAUAUCAGAUAUGCAGAAGGGGCAGCUUGAAGCAGUAAGGACAGUCUUACCUGAAGCACAUCAGAGAUAUUGUGCAAGGCAUAUUGAGGCAAAUUGGUGCAAAAGAUGGGGUAAAGGUGAGCUGAAAAAGUUGCUAUGGUGGGCUGCAUGGUCAUCAUUUACAGAGGAGUUUGAGGACCAACUUCAAGAGAUGAAGGAAGUUAAUGGAGAGGCUGGACAGGAUUUAAUAAACAAGUAUCCUCCCAAAACAUGGUGCAGAGCUUAUUUAGAUACAGUGUGCAAAAAUCAGGCUGUGGACAAUAACUUUACUGAAUCAUUCAAUGCCUGGAUACUUGAAGCAAGGUACAAGCCAAUUAUUGGAAUGUUGGAAGACAUCAGGGUCAAAACAAUGGAGAGGCUGGCAGCAAAAGAGUUGCUGUGA
Molecule: messenger RNA, 1719 nt
Organism: Solanum verrucosum
Lineage: Eukaryota; Viridiplantae; Streptophyta; Magnoliopsida; Solanales; Solanaceae
Exons: 2
Coding region: 1-1719 (572 amino acids)
Source: RefSeq, a predicted model, not a curated record